GCUUCCGAGCUUGGUAAACCGUGGAGAUGGAAGCCGAAACUGCUCUUUGGCGCAGGCAACUGCUGAGCAGCCGCAGCAGGAGCAGGCACUGCAUCUUCUUCGCAACCUGGAAGACAGGCGGCUGGUGCUUGAAGCGCUGGUGCCGCAGAAGGCAGCGAAGGCCGUUGCGCCUCAGUUUCAGAUCAGUAUUGGUGAUUCGAUGGGAGCGGCAACGGCCUUUCGCAGCUGCGAGGCUGCAGGAGCACCGAUGCCGGCUUUCUACGGGGCAGUAUUGCUGAUGAGGCGCGAGCUGCUAAAAUGGGCUUCGGCCCCCUUUUCCACUUCCGGCCGUGCCGCUUCCUUGGAUGCAGCACGUGGGGCGGCUCUCUGUGCGCAGCUCUGUCAGACGCACCCGGUUGCCCCUGAGCGCCGGGACGCAGGUGACCGUGCCAUCUUUCGAAGGCUCCAGCGCCCUGUGCAGCAAGCACUGCAAGCUUUGCUGGGUGCCUGGCGGCCGCCCGUGUUUCGGCAGCGUCACCUCCAGACCUCGCCCAACCUUGCAGAAAGGCAAGAGGUGCUGCGCCUGGUAGCGGCCAUUGAUGAAGGCUUCGGGCGAGAGCUGCUUGCCGAGCUCCGGAUUGUCGCAGCGACCCAGGCCUCGCUACCCUGGAUCAAGCGGGCUUUGGUCGCACUCACCUUUGCUCUGCGUUCCUUCGGUGGUGCUGAUGGAAGAAAGCGUCUGCCAGAGGCACCUUCCUCUCCAUUGGGAUCCGUUUGGCUCGAGGGAGAUCUUCGCGGGCGAGCGUUUGAGGUGAGCUUUCCAGGACAGCUUGAAGCUCGAGGAAUUCCGACAUCCAUGCGUGAACUGGCGGGCCGAGCUGCGAGAGCCCAACUCUUCAACCUACAGUCGCAGCCGCAAGCCAAUUGCCUGAGUUGCAACCAGGAGGCUGCGAUGCUUCUAUUCCGGGCACAGUCGAUGGCACUCGCUGCGAGGCGAGCGCCAAUCAGAAUGAUGGUGCCGCGACUGCCACCUUCGCAGGCUCUCUUCGGCAUGCCUGUGCGCUGUUUCAGUGAGAAGGUCACGGGUGGACACCCGGAGUUUCAAGACAAGACCAUGAACGAGGCUGCCAGAGCCCGGCAGCCACGGGCGCCGAUUCUGAUCGUUUCGGCGAUGUGCGUGGUAUUGAUGUUCUGGUGGGCACCGGCAUUAUUUUCUGCGGUUGCCUUGGGCAGUGUGCUUGGUGAGGAUUCCACUCACAAGGCUUUUGCUGUCGGUGGUCAAAGCGAGCGGGGUGACACGAAGCGGGAGCAGAUGAAGCGCGAGUAUGCGGAGCGCCAGGCGCGGGAGCAAGCCAACAAGUGA
This is a messenger RNA of Symbiodinium necroappetens, 1342 nucleotides long. Lineage: Eukaryota; Dinophyceae; Suessiales; Symbiodiniaceae. The record is from the annotation of a GenBank genome assembly.